GACCAGAGGCCAGGAAACUAGCGAGGGAUGAAGGACGGGAUACAUGCCCAAGAAAAAGUGGCAUUUUAGUAUUUACACAUCACCUCACGCCACUAACGACCACGAAGCAAGACAACGACCACACUUCCAACCUCAGGCAGCCGCUAACCAGAUCUCUCAACUCCACCCAAUGCUUUGCGUCAUCAUUUAGGCCUGCCUGUCCAAUCCAUUCUCUCGGUCUUCUUCUGCUCAGGUCUCGCGACUGCAUUCGAUUUGUCGAGCCUGAGCCAAUAUGGUGGCGCCCGUGUAACUCUGUCCGUACUAAGAAAGGGACCGCGGCCGUCGCGCGGGCCCAGCCAGGGUCAGAAGUCAUCAUGCUGAGAGCAGCGUGGAGGGCGCUGAGUUCGGUUCGGACACAGGCAGUGACCCCGGUCCCAGUACUUAGGUUGCCAAACAGAGGGAGAGCCAGGCUUCCCUCCGACCAAUGGGGCCUCCACCCUCGAGGUCUCCUUCUCCAGGCCGCCCGCGGAUUUGCCUCCCAGAAACCAGUCCAGCCCAGCCAAGAAGAUGACCCACCCCUUUCCACGUUGCUCAAAGACUACCAGAAUGUCCCUGGAAUUGAGAAGGUUGAUGAUGUUGUGAAAAGACUCUUGUCUUUGGAAAUGGCUAACCAGAAGGAGAAGCUGAAGAUCAAGCAAGAGUGGUUGAUGAACAAGAUCGUGGCAAACCCUGAGGACACCAGCUCCCUAGAGGCUCGAAUUGUUGCCUUGACUGUCAAGAUCCGCAAUUAUGAAGAACACAUGCAGAAACAUCGAAAGGACAAAGCCCACAAGCGCUAUCUGCUCAUGAGCAUCGACCAGAGGAAGAAAAUGCUCAAAAACCUCCGUAAGACCAACUAUGAUGUUUUUGAGAAGACGUGCAAGGAGCUAGGGAUUGAAUACACCUUCCCCCCUCUUUACUACCGAAAGGCCCACCGCCGCUGGGUGACCAAGAAGGCGCUGUGCAUUCAGGUUUUCCAGGAGGCUCAAAAACUGAAGAAGCAAAAAAGGGCCUUGAAAGCUGCAGCAGCAGCAGCCCGGAAACAAAGCCAGAGGAGCCCAGAGGGGCCUUCCAAAGCCAGACCAGAGGCACUCAAAGAAAAUCAAUAAAUUCUGUGACAGUCA
Messenger RNA from Trichechus manatus latirostris (Florida manatee), 1142 nucleotides. RefSeq names its product mitochondrial ribosomal protein S15 (gene MRPS15). The transcript has 8 exons. The record is from RefSeq and is a predicted model, not a curated record. Bases 354 to 1127 code for a protein of 257 amino acids. Gene Ontology annotation, cellular component: mitochondrial small ribosomal subunit; ribosome. Gene Ontology annotation, biological process: mitochondrial translation. Gene Ontology annotation, molecular function: RNA binding; structural constituent of ribosome. Lineage: Eukaryota; Metazoa; Chordata; Mammalia; Sirenia; Trichechidae.